AGUGAUCCAUUGAUUGAAACGAGUGUAUGGUAUGGGCACUGCAAAUAGUCUCAUGAUGACACUUUUUUAUCAUGCUGUCACUAUAUAGUCAGUUCUCUCAUAUACUGUUUUUCUUGAACUUAAACAACAGGGGACAUUGCGAAAUAUUUGUAUCGAAGCAAGCACAGGCAGAAUUGUGGGAGUAGUGAAAAUACCGAACUAUUCCAUGGAAUCUGAUGAAUCCGUUUGCCUACGGAAAUCAAAUAUUACGGGGAAAUCCAAUAAUAUGAAAAGGAAAACGAAACUACAGAGGAAUACACUAAAGUUACAAGACACCACUUUCGGCUUAUGUUUUUAUUUACACAAUACCACCUAAACACAGAGACUGAUAAGGACUUCCUCUUCUACUUCCUAGCUCGUGAGUGGGAACUACAGUCGGUAGGCUCUUCAGUGCGCGUUAGAGUUGACAGCAGUCGGACGCAAGAAUGGAGUAGCGCAUUCGGAGGGGAUCCUACCCUGCGUUAUUUAUUACAAAGAAUCAGCUCAUAUUGGAAUUUCAGUUGCCUAAUGAAUCAUCACCGUUCCAUUUCAGAACCCAGCAGAAGCUAGAAUAUUAAAAUGGAUUACAAAUAUGCCAAUGCUGGAAUAGAACUCCUGCUGGCUCACAUGAACAUAGAGGAUAUCAUUGGCGCUGUUGAGAAUCUCUAUCACACCAAGGAGGAAGAGGCUGGGGCAUUGUGUGAAGAAGGUCUCUCUCAGGAGGAGAUGGAUGAGAACGAGGAGACUGUGGAUGAUUCGGGGGACGAAGUGACAGGGGUGACAGGAGGGACCCAGGGCACACAGCAGGGGAACGGUGGUGGUAUGGUCAGGUACGGGACGGCGUCGGACUUGCUCUCCUUCGUCAACCUGAUCUCUAACAUGCAACCAGAGGCACUGCAGCACCAGCCUGAGGAGAUGGGUGUGUUACUGAACAAGAAACACAUGGUGCUGAAGAAGGGACGCUAUCGCAUCGAUUUGGAUGUACUUCUGUUUCCAUGGAUGUGGACCUACAAGACUCCAGGCUCCGGCGGCCAUGUUCCAAAGGGCUCAUUUGGGAAAGUCCACUUGGCCCAGGAUACCGUUACCAGGAAGCGAAUGGCAUGCAAACUGAUCCCCAUGGAGCAUUUCAAACCAGCUGAUGUGGAGAUCCAGGCCCGGUUCCGUCACGAGAACAUUGCAGAGCUCUACGGUGCUCUCCUCUGGGACCAGAACAUCCAUCUGUUCAUGGAGGCCGGCGAGGGAGGCUCGGUUCUGGAGAAACUGGACAGCUGUGGACCCAUGAGGGAGUUUGAGAUCAUCUGGGUCACCCAGCAGGUCCUCAGGGGCCUGGAAUAUCUGCACUCUCACAAUGUCAUCCACCACGACAUCAAACCCAGCAACAUCGUUCUGAUGUCAGACAAAGCGGUGCUGGUGGACUUUGGCCUGACGGUACAGAUGACAGAGGAGUUGUACACCCCUAGGGACCUGCGCGGCACAGAGAUGUAUAUGAGCCCGGAGGUGGUUCUGUGUCGAGGACACAACACCAAGACGGAUAUCUACAGUCUGGGCACCACCAUUAUCCACAUGCAAACUGGCAGCCCGCCCUGGGUCAGGAGAUACCCACGCAGGUCCUACCCAUCCUACCUCUACAUAAUCCACAAGCAGGCCCCUCCCCUGGAGGACAUAGCAGAGGACUGCAGCGGUGCCAUGAGGUCCUUCCUGGAGCGAGCCCUGGAGAGGAACCCUGCCCAGCGCAGCUCUGCAGCCGAGCUCCUGAGGGACGAGGCCAUCAACCCUCCCAGGGAGGAGCAGCCACGCUGCUGGAGCCUGGACUCAGCCCUGGUGGAGGCCUCCCACCCUCUGAGGCAGCACAGCCAGCAGCCUGACACCACACAGGAAUCGUCUCUGUACUCUGAGCCUGAGGACUCUGCCCACCUGAGGAGGAAGGGAUCACUGUACAUCGACCUGGGGGCAAUGACUGGGUACUAUAAUCUAGUAAGAGGCCCCCCUGCUACAGAGUAUGGCUAACCCUGAGCGUAACCCAAAGACACAUUUAGUAAGACCUCUGACAGAAAUUGGUCUGGUAAAGCUAUAACUGUAACCUUUAACCUUAGCCUGGUGCUAAGAUAAUGACUUUAUUAUCCCCAUGGGAACAUUUUGGUACGGGUGAACUGAUAGGUCAGAGACUCUCAGGAAGUUGAGUUUGGAACUCAUGAAGACUCAAUGGUGAAUGUGUGUCUGAUAUGUUUUGAAAGAGUCACCAGAAGGACAGAGGGUUGGGUAGAGCAGGUGAAAUGGACGCUGUAGCUAUCUUAGUUUGCCAUCUCUCAACAGUGCUGAGCCUCAUUGGUUAGAUGAGAUGUGUUAUUCAGUAACUCUGGGUUUCAUUGGUUAACAGUGGAAUCAGCAACAUCUUGUGAUGUGCUAUGGAGAUACAUGAUAUAUUAGCAUGUUUUACAAGUUUGUUUCUUGCUCUCUUAAAAAUAAAGGUGCAAGUUGGAACCAAAUCAGAUUCUAGAGAGUGAUGCCAUAGGGGAACCAUGUUAGGAUCUCUGAAGAACCAUAAAUGGGAUGGUUCUUUGAACAACCAUACCAAACCGGUGUAGGGUUUUAAGACUUAUUUGCAUAUUUCCCAGGGUGCCUUUCGAGUGAAUAUUAGAGUUAAAAGUACUACCCAUGACUGUUUGCUAGUGAUAAAGACAUGCUUGUUGCAUUCAUUCAUUUUAAGUCCUGUGGCUUCACCAAGAGAAAUCCUAAGUGAAUAUGUUGUCAUUAAAAUCUAAUUAUUUAAAACAAAAUAUAUUUCAUAAGGCCUUUUUUGAGUGCCUAGUUGUGGCCUGAAAUUCAUAGUUUACAGGCCACAAUAUGCUGGCUUUAUAAGUGAUGUGUAAUUCCUAUUGGAAUCCAGCCAGACUGGGGAUAUUAAAUGUUUGACAUUUUUAUUCACCCACAACCUGCCUUCAAAAUGACUGCCAGGGUUGGGGAGACUAAGAUACUCAUAUCUUAAACAUCUAAACUGGAACAACCAUUUCAGCAACGUGUGCAAUAAGUCCAAGUAACAGAUUGGAUUUGUUUACAAAAAUGUAUGUUAUUUAUAUUUGCGUAGCAUAAGAUUUAUGAAUCAAUCAAUGUGCAUGCAAAAACAUUUUAAAAAACAAUGUAAAAAAAAAUCUACCUGCACUAGGGCCUGCUGGGAAAUAGGAUAAUGAUGGGCGUGGUUUUGGUUCAACGCUGGUUAUUAACACCAACAAUGGGGUUCUUUUACACUACUGAGUGUUCAUUUACCUCUACAGUGUUAAUUUAACUUGAAUCAACACUAGAAAUGUUACACUGAAAAAUCAACACUGGCCAAUUUACUGUCUGCUAUGGAAGGGACACAUCUGCAGGCUUCAAUACAAUUCAAAAACCUUUUAGAAUUCCGAAGAACCAUCACGUUAAGAACCCCACAUUUAACUCAAAGGUUCUUUAUCGAGAAAGAGUUCCCCAAGGAACCUUCAAAGUUUAGGAAGAACCAUUUAAAAACCUUUAUUUCUUCUCAGCAUAAAGAAAUGUCUGCAUGUGUCUUAUGAUUGAGACAUUCUGUGUGUCAAUAUGAUUUCUGACAAUGUAUUUGCGGUUUGUACAAACCAUAUUGUCUGAAGUUCUUAAUGAACUUUUUGUUUGUUCCUGUGGAAUCUGAAUAUUAUAUUUUGAGUACUUGCUAUGCAAGUUACACCGUGUAGUACAUGUGUAAUCAAUGAUCUUUUACAUCCAUUUUACCUGUUGGGUUUGUGGUUUUCUAAUGAGAAAUGUCUAUAGCAUUUUGUAAAUUGACUUCAGUCUCUUACACGGUAUUUUGUCUCAAUAUGAAGUUGAAUUACUGAAUAACAUGUCAUAUAAUUCAUCUGAAUAAAAUGAAAAAGUCAA
Salmo salar (Atlantic salmon) is the source of this 3903-nucleotide messenger RNA. Lineage: Eukaryota; Metazoa; Chordata; Actinopteri; Salmoniformes; Salmonidae. The record is from RefSeq and is a predicted model, not a curated record.